Molecule: messenger RNA, 2830 nt
Organism: Aplosporella prunicola CBS 121167
Lineage: Eukaryota; Fungi; Ascomycota; Dothideomycetes; Botryosphaeriales; Aplosporellaceae
Exons: 2
Coding region: 49-2595 (848 amino acids)
Biological process (GO): mitochondrial RNA 5'-end processing
Cellular component (GO): mitochondrion; mitochondrial envelope
Source: RefSeq, a predicted model, not a curated record
GCACGAAUCUCUCGCGCCUCGCUCGCUCUCUCGCUCUCGCUGCGCCCAAUGCUUUGUCGCGCCAGUGCACAGCUGCUGCGACAGGCGCAACCCUACGUCUGCCUGCCAUGCUUGCGCCACCAGCUGCUCCGCCCGGCCCUGCCCAAGCCCGCCACCCGUCGCCUUCACGCGCCCGCCGAGCCUGCCUCUGCCUCUCCACCCGAAGACGACGCUCAACCCUCGACCAAGGUCCGCUAUCUCGGAACCAAGAAGGCCAAUGAGCCCACCGCAAAGGGGAAAAAACUGGCAAAGAAGGCUGCGAAAAAGAAUGCCAAGCCUGCGAAGACGCCAGGCGCCGAGCCGGCCAAAUUGUCCAAAUGGCAGAGGCGGAAGAUAAGGCGCGAUGCACUGAAAGCAGCGCAGAAGCAAGAUGCCCUCAAUGAAACGCGCCAAGAGAAUAGCAACACGGAUGUGCUGGUUGAAGCGGCUAACAACCCGCUCCCGCCCAAGGGAAGGAAACGGACUGAUACAACGAGGACUUUGAGCGAGGUCUUUGCCGACAUAGCUGGCAAAGUCACCAUCAAAGAGGCGCUCAAAGCCCCAACUGUUGCAUCGACCGAGCUUCUCGGGCCCGAGGCUGAAAUCGUGCACUCCGACGAACUUGCACUACACCCACUCGAUGUUCCUCAGCCGCCCGUUCCACAUCUAGCCUACGGGUUAGACAGGGCAUUAUUCAACCCUGGCGUGUAUGCUCUGCAAGACACAAGAACUCAUGUCUACAACUUUGACCCCUACCUUCAAAAGAUCAUGCCCGUCGCCGACUUUGAUUUCAAUUCCCUGUCGCGAUACAUCACUUCUUCCCAAGACGAGGUUCUCUCCCGAAUUGCGCGGCAGGAGGGCAAAAAAUAUGUUGGAUCUACCUCAAGUAUGACGGCGGCCUUGGCCCAUUUCCACUUCCUUCUGUCCCAAUGGAGACCGAUCAGCAUCUCAAUGCUUUCAAAGGGCUUCCCGGAGACGCUCCAGACGUUUACCAAAAUCAAUCGACUUCCUGCUCCUAUUUUUCUCCGAUGGAAAAAUGGCACUUACGCCAUCGAUGCUGACAAAGAAUUCGAUUCGGCAAACAUCCUAAGCAUGCUGGGCAAAUCGAUGGAGAAGCUUUUGACGCUGCCCACUGAUGAAUACGAACGGUACAGGCGGAAAAGCCAGAACCGGAUCACUGAGGAGGAGCGCAAUGAACCGGAAGCUUACCAUUACACAACCAUGGGUGACAUGCUCAUGCGCUCGCAGCUUGAUGCUUACGAUAGCCGUCUCCCUGGAACUGGUAUGUUUGACUUGAAAACGCGAGCUGUUGUAUCCAUUCGCAUGGAUGUUUCGCAAUAUGAGGAAGGCAUGGGCUACCAAAUCCGGUCCGAGCUUGGCAAAUGGGAAUCAUUUGAGCGCGAGUACUAUGACAUGAUGAGAUCCACCAUGCUCAAGUAUUCUCUUCAAGCUCGGAUGGGCAGGAUGGAUGGCAUCUUCGUCGCAUUCCACAAUGUUGAACGAGUCUUUGGUUUCCAAUACAUCAGCAUUGAUGAGAUGGACAAAGCUCUGCAUGGUGUCAUUGAAAAUGAUGCUCGCCGUCUGGGAGAUGCUGAGUUCAAAUUGAGCAUAGACCUAAUGAACAAGGCUCUGAACAAGGCUACAGAAAGAUUCCCCGAGACCACUAUCCGCUUACAUUUUGAAACACGCGAGACAAAAUCCAACUUCAUGUACGUUUUUGCAGAGCCGGUAACGGAUGAGGAAGCCGAUGCCAUCCAAAACGGCAACAAAGCACGGAUUGAAGAAUGGGAGAGACGUGUGCUUGGCCUUGACGAUGCUGAGACCGAAGAGGUUGCCUCCGCGGAGCAUGAUGAGAACGCAUUUGAAAAUGAUCAUGAUACCAACGGUCAGGCUGAGGAAUCGUCGGUGGACGACGUGGCGAAGGAAUUUUCAAACGGUGAUGUGGCAAUGCCAGACAUCUCCGCCGCCGAAGAUAAUUACCAGCACGAAUCGACCCUCACCGAGCCGCACAAUUUGCCAGAGGCAGACAUCAACACUUUCACUCUGGACACGCCCAUUGAGGCUGACGAAGGUGCCGAAGCGCUAGCUGAAGCAGACACCACAUCAGAUGCUUCGAAACCGGAGGCAGCCUCCGAAUCAGAGACAGCCACCGAAAUUGACGUGUCACGUCCUUUGGCUGGUUGGAAGCUUAAAAUUUGUAACAAGCAUGACGGAAAAAGAGUCUCUCGGCUGAACCAUCUUGGUGCAGGCGAAGUAUGGGGCGUUGAAUAUCAGUUCGACGAAAUGUCGCCGGCAACGACUCGUAAAUUUUACCAGGCUUGCAAGUCCAGACGCAAGAAGCUUCUUGAAACCUUGAUGGACGAGGGGGAGCAGGACGAGGAAAGAGUGCUCGACUACUACAGGCGUAUCUUGAGGGAUCUCAGCCAUCAAGGCCGCGCCUGGAGAGAUUGGAUGGAUAGUAUACAGAAAGGGAAGGAGCCAGUCAUCUUCGAGCCUGCCGCCGGGUCGAACUCUAAGUCGAAGCGACGCGAGGAAGAAGGUCCACAAGUCGAUGAUGCAUCGGAGGAAAACCAGUAAAUGUUCAACAUUUAUUCGACUACAUGAAGUAUCGAGGAUGUUGCAUUCCACGGCUUGAACUGCCGCGUUGGGGUCUACUGUAUACUUAAUGCAAAAGCAUGAUUUACGACUGGGUCGUAAUAAAAAAAAAACGACCCCGGUUAGUCUUUCUACUCUAUUUUUUCCAGCCCACGUGGUGCCAAACCUGUAUAAGUAUAUAGCGUGAUACAGUUCUACAAAGGAAAUGAAAGCAUCC